This is a messenger RNA of Oncorhynchus gorbuscha (pink salmon), 4430 nucleotides long. RefSeq names its product MAP/microtubule affinity-regulating kinase 4-like. The record is from RefSeq and is a predicted model, not a curated record. The transcript is spliced from 17 exons. Gene Ontology annotation, biological process: protein phosphorylation; microtubule cytoskeleton organization; intracellular signal transduction. NCBI's taxonomy places the organism in Eukaryota, Metazoa, Chordata, Actinopteri, Salmoniformes, Salmonidae. Gene Ontology annotation, cellular component: cytoplasm. The coding region runs from base 697 to 3024 and encodes 775 amino acids. Gene Ontology annotation, molecular function: ATP binding; tau-protein kinase activity; protein serine/threonine kinase activity.
UAAACAUGCUCAUUCCCUCUGCAGUUUUGGAUAGGUUUAUUUUACGCUCAAGUUUACGCUCAUAAAAUAGGCAGUGCGUUUUCGGUCGGUGGAUGUGUCAGUAAGCGUCUUUGACGGGAGAAUUGGCGCAUCUCACGGAGCAGCCACCAGGACAAUCGGGUUAUGAACGAUUCGGCCUUUUUGCAAAAAUACCCUAUGUUUUCCCGUGGAGUGAUGCAAUCACCGUCGGUUGCAUGCAGGACAGCGAUGGGCCAUUGGUAGAUCAUACAGUUGUAUUAUUAUAAACGGGGACGCUCCUCUCGAAGCCAUAUUUGUUUUGUAUGCCAAACUGAGGCAGGGGGUGGAGAGUCGCUACAGAAACAUUGGGCUUUGGCCAAACAUCACCCUGUAUUAGUCCAUAAUUGACGUUUAGUCGUGGGUUUGCGUUCCUUUUCGUGCAAAAUUUCAGAAUUGAGCGAAUUUUGCCAGAGAAAUGCAGCUUGCUUGAGGACACCCCCGAUAUCGGUUGGCUGCUGCUGCCAUGAUUGGCAGAAGUCUCCUCUCGAUCACUGCUUCGCGGGUUGGAGAAGAAGCAGAUUGAUUUGGACCUGGUCUCAGCUGCGGAACUGCCGAUGUCGGAUGUUAUUAUCAGGGGAGCCUGAUCCUGUAAAUAUUAGAAGCGCAAACAAAGAGUAAUUCUGGAAAAACUCAGGGAAAAUGUCUUCUCGUUCUGCGUUACCGUCUGGGAACGACAGGGGCACGGACCAUCAUGUGACCCUGGCUGCCAGCCGCUCAGACAAGGGAACCAGCCUGUCCAGCCGCUCGCUGGGUGCCCGCUGCAGGAACUCCAUGGCCUCCUGCUCUGACGAGACUCCGCACAUCGGCAACUACCGCCUGCUCAAGACCAUCGGCAAGGGCAACUUUGCCAAGGUCAAACUGGCACGCCACAUCCUGACGGGCAAGGAGGUUGCAAUAAAAAUCAUUGACAAAACUCAGUUGAAUCCAACCAGCCUACAAAAGCUUUUUCGAGAGGUUCGGAUAAUGAAAGGUUUAAAUCACCCAAACAUAGUGCAGCUGUUCGAGGUGAUUGAGACUGAUAAGACCCUUUACCUAAUCAUGGAGUAUGCCAGUGGAGGUGAAGUGUUUGACUACCUCGUAUCUCAUGGUAGAAUGAAGGAGAUUGAAGCCAGAGCCAAAUUUCGACAGAUUGUGUCUGCUGUCCACUACUGCCACAUGAAGAACAUUGUCCACCGAGACUUGAAGGCCGAGAACCUCCUGCUGGACGCCAAUGCCAACGUCAAGAUCGCCGACUUCGGCUUCAGUAAUGAGUUCACGCUGGGCAACAAGCUGGACACGUUCUGUGGCUCCCCGCCCUACGCUGCCCCAGAACUGUUCCAGGGGAAGAAGUACGACGGGCCCGAGGUGGACGUCUGGAGCCUGGGAGUCAUACUAUACACGCUGGUGUCAGGGUCGCUGCCCUUCGAUGGGCAGAACCUCAAGGAGCUGCGUGAGCGCGUCCUGAGGGGGAAGUAUCGUGUGCCCUUCUACAUGUCCACCGACUGCGAGGGGAUCCUACGCCGGUUCCUGGUGCUCAAUCCCACCAAACGCUGCACCUUAGAUCAAGUCAUGAAGGACAAGUGGAUAAACGCAGGGUAUGAUGAGGAUUCCUUGAAGCCCCAUAUAGAGCCUGUUGAGGACUAUAGUGAUGCCGCUCGCAUAGAGGUGAUGGUGGGGAUGGGCUUUACUCCCGAGGAGAUCAAGGACGCUCUGCUCAACCAGAAAUACAACGAGGUCACCGCUACCUACCUAUUGCUGGGCCUCAAGAAUGAGGAUGGUGGAGAGUCUCGUUCGGCCAGUACCCAGUCCCUGUCACGGGUCCGGCCCAGCCCCAUCACCAACGGGACCAACAAGCACUCCUUGGCCACUGCAGGCUCCUCUUCCUCCUCUUCAUCCUCCUCACACAGCAAGACCCAGCGUAGCGCUUCCACCUAUCACAGGCAGCGGCGGCACAGUGACUUCUGUGGGCCCUCCAUGCCGGUCAUGCACCCCAAGAGAAGCCCCACCAGCACAGGUGACCGGGAGCUGCGGGAGGGGCGCAUGCCCCCGCGUAAGGCCAGCUGCAGCGUGAUGGGCAGUCGCUCGCUGCCACCCUCCAGUCCCAUGGUCAGCAGUGCCAAUAACCCCAACAAGUCAGAGAUCCCCGACCGCCGAAAGGAGAUGACUGCCACCACGGUGAGAAACAGUGAGAACAACAUCCCGGGAAGUGCCAUGACCCGGCGGAACACAUAUGUCUGCACGGACCGCUCCAGCACCGACAGACACUCACUGCUGCAGAAUGGCAAGGAGAACAGCUCCCUGUCCCACCGCCUGCCCCCCACAUCCCCCUCCACCCUGAGCAUCUCUGGGGCCGGGGCCUCCUCCUCCUCUAGUGAGCGCUGCCGUCUGACACGGGGCUCCACCAUUCGAAGCACCUUCCACGGGGGCCAACUGAGAGACCGGGGCCCGCCCGUCUACUCGGCCCCGCCCACCUCCCCCACUCUGUCCCACCAUGACGCAAGUCCCCUGCCGCACGCCCGCAGCCGUGCCACCUCCAACCUCUUCACCAAGCUCACCUCCAAACUCACACGCAGGGUCACAAAUGAACCUGAGGGAAUCUGCCGAUCUGCGGUCACAAGGUCAGUAUAUGUCACAAGUCGCCAUUUACCUGGGCAUCAAAAAGCGUCCGAGCCCCGGGCCGUCGGACGUGGCUGGGAUCUGAGGGGACCUGGGGGGAGGCGGGACCCGGCGGAGGUGGUGCUGGCUCUGCGGGAGGCGGCACGGGGUUGCGGCUGCCAGGUCCACCAUGCCGGCCCCUUUCUGCUCUCCUGCACCCACGGGGCGGCCGGUGGUCAAGUGGCCUUUGAGGCCGAGGUGUGCCACCUCUCCACAGGGGGCAGCGCCGCCAACAAUGAGUCUUCCAACGGGGUGCGAUACACUCGACUCUGGGGGGCACCGCUUGCUUUCCGGGACAUCGCCACGCAAAUCUCAAAGGACCUCGAACUCUGAAUAUAAUGGGGGUUGAGAAGGAUGGAAAGAGAAAUAGAUAAAGGGACUUGGGGCUGCAGAUAAAUACAUUUCCUCCUGUCUCUUACGUGGCUAAAGACCUACCCCCCUCCACACCAGUCUCAACCUAACCACCCAAACCCCCCACGCCACACAGACUCAAGCAUCUCCUCCCCCCAACUUCAUCCACUGGAUCCGGACCAGAGAGAUAUCCAGCUUCAUAUUUUUUAUCGUUAACUCUAGCCAGAAUGACUAUUACUUUUAUGAUUGGUAUCAUUGUGGUUUUUAACCAUCACCACCUCCGAACCGACACUAUCGAAAACAUUCUCGAAAACAUUUCUUGUGUCUCGCCGUCUUUGAUUGUCUUCUGCGUGUCACUGUAUGUGUUUUUGGUCAUUCUUCUCCCAUUUGAACAUUAAUAUGGAUAAAGUGAUUAUCCAAGGACUUGUCGCCAGUGGACAACAUGCACAAAUAGGGAGACAGUUAACUCAAUGAUUUGACAAGUGGCCUGAAAAGUUGCUCUGUCUUUCAUUGUGUGCAUGGUAUGGGCGGGAUUGAAUUACUGGCAAUGACAGAGGAGUUGACAGACACUUUGAACCAGCCAAUGGUGACCUUCACAUCCAUUUUCCGCUUACAAUAUCAUCAACAGAAUAAAGUAGCAGAUGGGGAUGUUUUCUCGGACACACCAUGAAUCUUUCUCAGUAAGUCUUAUAGCAAAUGACAAAUAUAAACUGGACAGAUAUAGGUUUCAGUUCUGUAGUAUUGUACAACCCACACCGUAAUAAGCUGUUUUGUUAAUGUAUAAGAUCAGGUAGUAUACACUUUGGUACACAUCAUGCUCCAUCAGCGGCAAUAUGAUAACGUAAUCUAUGUAGAUCAAAACUGUGGUUCAUAGUGCUAUUUGUUCACCUUCAUACCUCUUUAGCUACCUGUUAGCUACCUGUACAUUUGGUUUCCUGCACACACCCUUCCAAAGUAAUUCCAUUGGCACAUUCCUUUUCCUGAGAAACUAUUUUAACCCUCUGAUUGGCUGGGAUCAAUGUCUGUGUUGGAACUGGUCAUUACCAAUAAUCAUAUCAAGCUGUUUUUAAGCAUUUCAUCCCAUACUUCUCACGAUAUGAUCUAGCCCUUUUACCUUUCUUCAGCGAAGUUGAAUUCAAGUAAUGAAAGAGUUACACAGUUCCUCUGCAUAAAAUAGCCUAACUCAAUGUAUUAUGGCUGAACGAGUGGCUGGAAAGGAAGAAAAUCCAACCGCGGUUCACUGCAGAACAUUGCGCACUUGAAUGCCACAUGGCUUUGCCAAAAUGAAAAGCUGUCAGACAUACUAGUGAACCAAAUUUGUAACAGACAAUGUUUGAAGUACAUGAUUAUUUAAGUAUUUGAAAUAUUUUAUUUCUGUGUAUUUGAGU